This is a messenger RNA of Petromyzon marinus (sea lamprey), 2987 nucleotides long. Its product is annotated as exocyst complex component 7-like. The record is from RefSeq and is a predicted model, not a curated record. Gene Ontology annotation, cellular component: exocyst. Gene Ontology annotation, biological process: exocytosis. Gene Ontology annotation, molecular function: phosphatidylinositol-4,5-bisphosphate binding. Lineage: Eukaryota; Metazoa; Chordata; Hyperoartia; Petromyzontiformes; Petromyzontidae.
UGUAGUUAAUGACAAAUCCGGGGGGUUAUACAUUAAUUGUGUUUUCCUUACCUUUGCGCUAAGAAUCGGGGUAACGCACACACAAAGCGUGUUUAACAUCACAGGUGUGCAAGAUGGACCACGGGACCAGCAGGUUGCGGAGAAGAAUGAUCGACAUAGACGGGGAAAUUGAGAAGGACGAGAGCGAAUUGGAGUGGUUGUUGGAAAACUUGAGAAAGAAUGACCAGCUCACCGACCACAUGGUGAACGUUGUGGAGUCGUUCGAGAGGCGCCUGCUGAAGCUGGAGGAUGCCAUCAUGCCCGUCUACCGGGAGACCGAGGCGCUGAAGCAGCUCCAGAAAGCGACCGAGAUGACCCUGUCCUCCAUCGACCACAUAAUCGCACACUACCACGUGGCCAGAGAGACCCAGCAAUUCAUUAAGGAGGGAGCCGCGGCCCGCCUGGAGGAGUUCCUGGCCGUGCUGGAGCGGCUCCAUGGAGCCGCGCGGUUCUUCUCCGUCAGCCACCCCGGCAGUGUGGAGCUCAACCAAGUGCGAGGCCUCCUGGAGCGAGGGAGCGCCGCCCUCGAGGUGGAGUUCGUCAGCGUCCUGAGUCGCCGGAGCAACCCCGUGCCCCCCGAAUUGACUGCGGAGCUCGCGGAGGCGGCGCAGGCGGGCGACGAUUGGUGGACGCGGGAGAGGGGAGACGGAGGUCAGCGGGAGGACGGAGAGGGGGCACGUCGCGUGGAGCACCUCCCGGAGGGGGCCACGCACGAGCUCGCGCGCAUCGCCUCCUGGCUAGGGACUCACAGCGGCAGCCUCGAGUUUUUGAAGAGUUACCAGCAGAUCCGUUCCCGGGUGCUUCUGCGCUCCAUGUCGGAACUCCGCGAGCACCACCAGAAGCUCGGCGUGAGGUCGGCCCGGACGCUGACGGCGCCGCUCCCCUCGGCAUGCAAACCCAGCAAGAGGAUCGGCUCUAUGAUUGUGCCCCCUAGUGUGCAACGCUUGCAGUCAUUAUCCAAGUCUGAUCGUCGGAAGAGCAUCAGUGAUGUAACUUCCAUUGAAGCUAUGGAAGACAGCCUAGAGUUGGACGCACAGCUUUACCUGCCGUGCAUCCCUGGCUUCCUGAAGCUGGCGAUGAGCGAGUUUCACCUGCUGGAACAAAUCCUACCCACUCAUCACCACGCGACAGCUUUCGAGAAGCUCCUAUGGGAUGCGAUGGACAAGCUGAUAACUGACGGGGAGAAGGUUGCUUCGUCUGCCAAGCGAGCGGCAGAGAGGAGGAACUUCUUUGUCAUCUCCCCGCUCUUCGCCGUCAUCCGCCGCCUGAGGAGCUGCCAGCGCGGUUUCAACAUCGUCCUGCAGAUCACGUCCUCGGCCAUCAAAGAGAGAGUUCCGUUGCUCAUUAGCAACAUGGAGGCUGCUGGAUUCGGUCUGCUCGAUGGAUUCACUUCGUACAUAAAGAGUGGCUCUGGGAAGGAUUACACGGUUCCCAAGGAUGGCACAGUGCACGAGCUUUCCUCCGUCGUCAUACUGUUCCUACGAGAAGUCCUGGACUUCCAAGAGAUAGCCGGAGGCAUCCUCAGUUCCCAGGGCUACCAACACUCAAGCUUGGAGAAGAAUGUCGGCGCCGCUGAAAAGGAGAACAUCUGCCUAAGCGCCUACAUUUGCUCGGUGCGCAGCCGCGUGGAGCGCGCCCUGGCGGGCAUGGCGCACGUGUACGAGGACUCCGCCCUCGGCGCCGUCUUCCUCAUCAACAACUACAACUACCUGCGCUGCUCCCUGCGCAGUUUUGGUUUGCUGCCGCUGAUCGAGUUGACUGAGGCGGGGACUGAUGGAGCGUACGAGGGUUUAAUCGAGGAGCAGAUCGUGAUUUACAAGAAGAGUUGGAGGAAACUUCUGGAUCACAUCACGGCCAGCGGCCUCCCCUCAUUGGAACCCGGGUCCAAGAUAAAGUCUAAGGAGAGGAAAAUGAUCAAAGACAAGUUUAGUGCGUUCAACAAUGGCCUGGAAGAGCUGUGCAAAGUGCAGAGAACUUGGGCCAUCCCCGAUCGUGACCUGAGAGCGAAAAUCCACGGCGAGGGCAAACCCGGAGUCGUCCGCGCCUACGGCAGCUUCCUCGAGAGAUUCGCAAGUGUCUCCUUCUCCAAGAAUCCCAGCAAGUACAUCCGAUACUCGGUGGAGCAGGUGGCCGUACUGCUGGACGGGCGGUUCGACGCCACAGCCUGACCACGUCACGAAAAGCCGCAACAAUGUCACGUGGCACGCGACGCCCGUGAUCGUUAUACCGUCAUUAGGGCUGUUAUGGAUAUGGCGAUGCUGCAAUAUAUCGAUACGGUACGAUACGAUCCAUGGUAUCGUCCGUUAUGUUGCUCGCCUAGUGUGCUGUUAAAUAUUCUACUGGCUGACAUUCACUUCGUUGUUGUUACAGUACUUUGUUGUUGUUGUUUUACUUGAUCGCUUUUGUAAUUUGUUUUUAUAUGACUCAGGUCGCUCUUGCAAAUGAGAUUCAUCCUUUGCCUCUUGAGUCAAAUAAAAUAAACUUUAAAUAUGUCAGAAUUGCUAAAAAAGUGAAUAGUUAAAGUUGUUACUAAAUAUCAAUUGUCAAUUAACUUGAUGCAGGAGCAAUCAUUAGCAUGAUGACGAUUGCUUGUGUUGCAAUCGAAACGUCGUAUUAUUAUAUUUAAUGUAUUUUCUUUCUACGUGACUUUACCGAAAUAACCAAAUAAUAAUUCCUGCAGUCACGAAAGCUUCAAAUCAAGCAUUAGCAUGGCAAUGAGAUACUUUAUGUUUUGUAGUCCAUUUCAUUAAUUUACGAUGCGUAAAUGGAAGCGUGAGCGGUAUAAUUGCGCUGAUUAUAAUACUAGUAACAGGGAUGUGUUGAGUAAACGUUAGUUGACAAACGUUUAAUUAAUUUUGAUUUAAAGCUUUGGGUCUUAAUUGAUUGUUCACGCUUACGGUGGCUUUCAGGCCGCAUCCAUUAUUUUCGUCUCGCCCCUCCUGUUUUCC